AUGGACGAUGCCCUGCUGUGCCAAGGCACCACGUUUACAUCUCAGAACGCAGCAGGUGACUCAGGGAGGACUUUCCGGGAGCAUCAGGUGGCCACCACACGGAAUCUCAUCCAGGGUUUGCACUAUGAAGACAUGUCUCCUAUAAAUAGGGGGGGCAGAUGCCGCCCGUUGCCAUUAAGAGCACUCGUUUACCGGCGGGGAAACGCCGUUGGCCCCCGGCGGGGCCCUGAGGAGCCCGGGGUGACCGGCGGGGAGGCGGAGGAGGCGCUGAAGGCCGCGGAGGCGGCGGCGGGCCCGGCGGUGGUGAACGGCAGCCGGUUGCUCGCCGAGCCGGCCGGAGCCCCCGGCAACCACAGCGGGGCCCAGCUCAGCCCCGUCCCCGCGCUGCUCCGAGACCUCUCCGCGCUCAAGGCCGCCGUCAUCGGGGCCUGCGCCCUCACGGCCGCCCUCAUCGCCUGCCUCCUGCUCCGCGUCUUCAGGUCUGGCAAGAGGAUUAAGAAGACCAGGAAGUACGACAUAAUCACCACUCCAGCCGAGCGGGUAGAAAUGGCUCCUCUGAACGAAGAAGACGAUGAAGACGAAGACUCAACAGUGUUUGAUGUGAAAUACAGGUAAAGCAGCUCCGCGGAGCGUUGGUGCCCUGCAAGAUGUCAUUCUGCUGUCGAGGGACCUGCUGAAGCCAUAACUGUGAAAGGGGAGGCUUUCAUCUCUGCAGCGUUACGACCAAACCGAGCCUCAUCUCCUCCAGGUGCUGUUUGUACAGCAGGCUAUGGAUCUUCUGACCAAAAUGUCACCAUUCAGUUCCCUGGUUUCCAAACUGCUGGAUUGGAAUGACCAGAGCUCCUCUUUGCAAACUCAGCUCUGUCUUGCUUUAGGAAGGCUGCGGCGUCACUAAAGCAUGAGAAAAAGCAGCCCUAUGUACUUGCAGCUCAUCAUGGUCUAAAUAACUUUUGAAGAAGGAAGAAGAAAAGGAAGAUUGAACCAAGCUGCCCCAAGGACUUAUUUUCUAAAAUCCUCAUUCAAUGCUUCAGUCACUGUUAAACUUUGGUCACUGUUAAACAGAUCAUGUGCUUAAAAAAAAAAAUAUGAAAGGUGUAUUAUUUGGGACUUACAGAGGCGACUUAUGACUUUAGUUGAUAGAAAUGUAAGCCAUGCUGAAAUGCCACACUGUCUGUUUAGUGUAGGAUUUUUGGGGGAGGGGGUGAGAGAUUGACUCAUAUAGAAAAUUUUCUUGACUUGCUACUGAUUUUUUUUUUUUGAAAAAAACAACAAUUGCACUAAGCUUUCAUGAUGACAUUCUCAUUGUCCCAAGGAGCUCUGAUCAGACCAACUUGAAUAAAUGAGACCACAGGGAAAUAGGAAGAAUCAGGCAUGCCCUAAACUACAACAAUCUUGGAUUAAAGAAGAUAUAUUUUUGUAAUUUUCUUCCCUUCCACAGGGAGUGAAAACAGUGUUUUGUACGGUCCUGUGCUUACUGUAACUUGUCUACAAUUCAUCUAUAUGACCUUUUUUCUAAGCAAAAUAAGGCUUUGUGUGGAAUGAUUAGAUUGCAGAAAGAACACCUCUUGUUUUUCACGGGAGCUUCAUGUAAGUGAUCUUAAUCUGUAUCAAACUGGAAGUUUUUCCCCUACCACCUGCUCGACAAAUCCCAUUUAACUCAAGGAUGCGUUUUUAACCAUGGCUCCCUGCUGUGCUUUGUGCUGCAGAGGUCAGAGCUGUGGGAUGACACCACGAGAAUUAGAUUACUGCGUCGGGAUGGAUUGGUUUCAGAAGACCGCAAGCGUGUACGCUUUCCAGGCCAUCGUUAGAAAGGGCAAACCUAACUGGUUUAGUUUCUUUACUUUGUGGUUUUCCGUUAAAGUAACCACAGAUGCAGUUCAGACUUCUCUUUGACGUGUUUAUUCUCUGUUUACUGCACCCCUUAACACCUUUUAUUUUGGGUUAUUAAGCUGGCUGGAACCUUGCUUUUCUUGGGGAAUGCAUGUUUUCCAAUUUUUUAGGAUUUUCCCACUGUUUGCUUGACCGUCUACUGGUUUCCUGCAGUUACAGCCCCUCAAGGAGACCGCAGAGUAUCUGGCAAAGCACCAUCCUUGCAGCAAGCUGCCAGUUUGGGUUUUUUUUCUUUUUUUUUGAAAGCCAAUUGGGAUUUGAGGCUUGCUGAGAACACGGAGCUGCUUUGUCAUCAUACCACAACCUACGGCAGUUCUGCACGGUUCCCCUGGGCCCUGCAGUCAGUAAAAGAGGUGAAGGGGAAUUUUUUUAAUUUUUUUUUUUUUCUUCUUUCCAGCAGCAUUGUGCUUUCCUCAAAGCAGCUCCCAUAUCACAGCUUGCUUUCCCUCGCCAUGAAUCAGCAGAAGCUUUGCAAACAGCCCACUCAGCCCGGAUGGAAAAAUCCCACAGCAGACUGUUGUGUUAAUAUUAGUCAUCGAGGCAAUAUAAAAAUGCUGUGUUAUUUUCAUUCAUGGAAUGAACUGGAGUCAUUCCAUAUUACCAUUACUAAGCAAUAUUUAUCGUGUCGACUGCCAGGUGAGGAUGGGGCCAAGCAGGUUGUGUUCCUGGUGGGAAUUGCAGGGACGGGUGAGCUGAAUGAUGUUCAGGGUAGAGAUAAGAUCUGGGGCUCUUUCCCUGCCGAGGUAAAACAAGUUUCAGACUCAGGCUAGAUGAUUCUGAAGGAAAUAUUGUGUCUUUUCAGGACUAAAGUACUUUGAAGACCGGGAAUUGAACUUCUUAGGCAGACCAAGUCCUUCUGAAGUCAAGAGAAGUGGCAAUGCUGAGAGGAGAGAGGUUAAAAGCUUCUGUUUGCAUUUGUGGAAGGAGGCGAUGGAGUGAGGUGGCUGUCCUGGCUGAGCAGACACCAUGGUAACGUGGUCAUGUCCACUCUUCUGCCAAACUCAUUAAGCAGAGCAUCAGGCAUGCUGGAAGGAAGAGUGGUGGAGAGGGAACGAAGCCUUCUCUGUGCACAAAAGAAAGGAGAGACCAAGUUAUGUAGGAGAGAGACGAGAGGUAAAGGUGGAUAAAGGGCACUUCUCCUUUCUGAGGGUGAGUCAGUCCUUGAAAUCGGGAGUUCUUCCACCAACUUGAGGUCACUUGCUGAGUUGGGCUGGCAAAAGCCAGCAGCUUUCCUUGCUUGGGGCUAAAAGUUCCUACUGUUUCCAUAACGUGGCCAAACAUCAAUGGUAGACAGGGACCAGGUAUUUAAGACAUUGGAGAUAGAAGUGUCCAGCUGCUGCUGGGAUGCUCCAGCUCCUUGGAGAAGGUCCCAAACUGUGUGCCAUAAGCUAAAAAGUGCUUAUGGGGAAGAAGCAGCUGCUUGGUAGAAAUAAAAGGCCAACCUCACCAGUUGCUCACGGUCUUGACAAUAAUCAGAAUGCUUUGUUUGAUACUCAGUUGCUGUUGCAAAUGUGAGGCAAUGUUUACCUCUACAAAAGUUGCUGUAUGUGAUUUCAAGUGUCUGGUUAAAUAUUCUAUAGCUAUAUUUAGUUAAGAUUUUAAGAGCACUUGAUGUGACUCAUCUAAUAGUAUAUAUAUGAAUAUUUUUUUAAUGGUAGGAAUUAGUUUAAAACAUAGUUUAUAUAAUUUGGACUGUUGGGUGCAGGUAGUUCUAGGAGUUCGUUGGAGAAGAAAUAGCCAUUAACCACUACAUGAAUGUUUUACCUUAAUGUUCUGUGUAUCUUACACUGCAGAUUCAAUCUCAUCGUGACUGUAAUGUGUCUUAGUAUCUGCUGCUGUUUUGCAUCGUGCAGUCAGACUUGCUUUGUUCAAGAGCAUUUUUAAAUGCGUAUUUUUUUUUGUUACAGAAAAUGAAAAGAGAAACAUUAUUAAAGAUGUCUGCCUGUAGCUUUCUCAUUGCUUACAAAAUCCACCCACUGGUAGCAGAGUCAAACGGAGCAAGGAAAUUAGAGACUUUCCUAUUUGUGUGUGCUGGGGGGGGAAAAACCCUGCACAGAAUUGCAGCCUCUUUACUCCAGCCACAGCUGGGUCUCUGGAGGUUACAUUUGAGAAGCCAGCGUUUGCUGUGCUGUGCUUGCCCGCAGAAUUAAGUCAGAAGUGCACAGAUAACUUUCUGUUUGGGUUUUGGGGUAUUUCUUUUUUUCCCUUUUCCCCCUGAAAGAUGUGGAGAUGAUGGCAGAUGCUCAUUUAGCAUUCUAACUUUUGCUAUCCUAGUGCUUAUCUCUAGCUCAAGCUAACUUCUAGAGCUCUACAAGCACUAAUGAAGCUGAAACACACGAGCACUAAUGCGUUUGAAUGUUUUGUUCAUAACCAUUCCCUCUAAUUCACUGUAUGUGGAAUAAUCUCUGCAGGGUGACAGACUAUGGUUUUCAUUAGAGUUUUUUUUCUUCUGUUGGAUGAGUUUCUGCUGCUGCGUUUUUUUUGUGUAAGGUGGUGUCAGCACCAUGCGUUUUGUUUUCUGCAAUUGCUUGAACUUUGUUUAAAAAUGUUUGAGAGAAUUUGUCAUUGUGACCAAAGCUUCUUUUUAAGAAAAAAUUGGUAAGACUAGUUUGAAUGGACUUCUGGUGUUUCAGCAGAAACUGCCAUCAUUAAACAUGUUCUUGAAAUCUC
Calidris pugnax (ruff) is the source of this 4560-nucleotide messenger RNA. It is a transcript of the gene FAM174B, whose product is annotated as family with sequence similarity 174 member B. The record is from RefSeq and is a predicted model, not a curated record. The transcript is spliced from 5 exons. Lineage: Eukaryota; Metazoa; Chordata; Aves; Charadriiformes; Scolopacidae. The coding region runs from base 1 to 615 and encodes 204 amino acids.